Messenger RNA from Diospyros lotus (date-plum), 2033 nucleotides. RefSeq names its product T-complex protein 1 subunit beta-like. The coding region runs from base 194 to 1783 and encodes 529 amino acids. The transcript has 12 exons. Gene Ontology annotation, molecular function: ATP-dependent protein folding chaperone; ATP binding; ATP hydrolysis activity. Gene Ontology annotation, cellular component: cytosol; chaperonin-containing T-complex. Gene Ontology annotation, biological process: protein folding. NCBI's taxonomy places the organism in Eukaryota, Viridiplantae, Streptophyta, Magnoliopsida, Ericales, Ebenaceae. The record is from RefSeq and is a predicted model, not a curated record.
UUCCCCAAACCCUAAAACGAUAAUGGUGUUUAGCUUCUAACACCUCCUUUCAAGCCUCUCAGUAUUGACUGCCACUGCUACUGCCUACAAUUACAAGAGGGAGGGGAGGAGAGACAGAGAGUCGAAACCCUAAUCGCGAAAUACUGGCGGAGAUAAUUUACUGAGCGAAUAGUCUCUGUCUGAGUGAUUUGCCAUGGCGGUCGAUAAACUCUUCAAAGACGAAGCUACUGAAGAAAAGGGCGAGCGUGCCAAAAUGGCACUCUUCGUUGGGGCAAUGGCAAUUGCGGACUUGGUUAAGACAACAUUAGGUCCAAAGGGAAUGGAUAAAAUUUUACAAUCAACAGGAAGGGGGCACAAUGUCACCGUCACAAAUGAUGGUGCAACCAUCCUGAAAUCUCUCCAUAUUGACAGCCCAGCUGCUAAAGUCCUUAUUGCAUUAGACAUUUCGAAAGUUCAAGAUGAUGAAGUUGGUGAUGGGACAACAUCUGUUGUUGUUCUGGCUGGGGAGCUUCUGAGGGAGGCAGAAAAGUUGAUAGCAUUAAAAAUUCAUCCAAUGACGAUAAUUUCAGGUUAUCGAGCUGCAGCUGAAUGUGCUCGGAAAGCUUUGUUGGAGAAGGUUGUGGACAAUAAAGAGGAUGCUGAUAAAUUCAAAUCGGAUUUGAUGAAGAUUGCAAUGACUACUUUGAGUUCAAAAAUUCUCUCCCAAGAUAAAAAACAUUUUGCAAAACUGGCUGUUGAUGCUGUCAUGAGGUUAAAGGGCAGCACAAACUUGGAGGCAAUCCAAAUUAUUAAAAAGCCUGGAGGAUCUCUGAAGGACUCAUUUUUGGAUGAAGGUUUUAUUUUGGACAAAAAGAUAGGCAUCGGCCAGCCAAAACGCAUAGAGAAUGCAAAAAUUUUGGUGGCAAAUACUGCCAUGGAUACAGAUAAAGUGAAAAUAUAUGGCGCACGUGUUCGUGUUGAUUCAAUGUCUAAAGUAGCUCAAAUUGAAGGGGCUGAAAAGGAAAAAAUGCGAGAGAAGGUGCAAAAGAUUAUAGCUCAUGGAAUAAACUGCUUUGUUAACAGGCAGUUAAUUUACAAUUUUCCAGAGGAGCUCUUUGCAGAUGCUGGAAUACUUGCUAUUGAGCAUGCUGAUUUUGAGGGUAUUGAGCGCCUCGCUCUUGUUACUGGUGGUGAAAUUGCAUCAACCUUUGACAAUCCAGAGACAGUUAAGCUUGGGCACUGCAAGCUUAUUGAGGAAAUCAUGAUUGGUGAGGACAAAUUGAUCCACUUUUCUGGUGUUGAAAUGGGCCAGGCAUGCACUAUAGUACUAAGGGGAGCAAGCUUUCAUGUACUUGAUGAGGCUGAAAGAUCUCUACAUGAUGCAUUAUGUGUUCUAUCCCAGACAGUGAAUGACAGUAGGGUUUUGCUCGGUGGUGGCUGGCCUGAGAUGGUGAUGGCAAAGGAAGUGGAUGAGCUUGCCAGGAAGACACCUGGAAAGAAGUCUCAUGCUAUUGAAGCCUUUUCGCGGGCCCUGCAGGCCAUCCCUGCAACAAUUGCUGAUAAUGCAGGUUUGGACAGUGCUGAGUUGGUUGCUCUGCUCCGUGCAGAGCACCAUAAGGAAAGAAGCCAUGCUGGGAUUGAUGUCAUCUCUGGAUGUGUAGGAGAUAUGAUGGAACUUGGGAUAUGUGAAGCGUUUAAAGUGAAGCAGGCUGUUUUGCUUUCCGCGACUGAGGCUGCCGAGAUGAUUCUUAGAGUGGAUGAAAUCAUCACUUGUGCCCCUCGAAAGAGAGAGGAUAGAAUGUAAAAGCCUACAUGGGUCAGGAUUUUGGGUUACUUAGGUUUAGGAGUUAGGAUAUUAGUUCUAGAAACGCAAAAGCCUUCAUGGUCAGGUUACUUGGAGGAAUGAAUUGAAUGAUUUACCAUGGUUUUUGGGUUUUGUUGGAUUGCAGACUCUGAUACGAACAAGUGUUUCAUUUAAGCCCAAAGUUGUUUUCUUUCAAAUGUUUGUUCGGAUAGUGGCACUGAGAUAUGCAAAUUUUGUUCCCCAUUUCUCA